GGGCAUGACGGGGACGCGAGGUAAGACGGGGUCACGCACACAUACAAGAAACUAGACUCUUGCGAACAGAAAGCAAUAACCCAAUAGGAAGCCAUACUCGAUCAACCGUCAGUGCGACAGAAACAGUGAGUGGGAGUGCACGCGUUUUUUGUUUACAAACGAAAAUCACGUUGAGUGUCUCGUCGAUCUAAUUUUACGCAGUUAAAAACGUCUUUACUGUAAGGUAAAACAAUGGUACGUUCAUACAAGAAAAAAACUAAAAGAGGAGAGUGGUCAACAAUUUCUAUGAAAACAGCUAUAGAUAAAGUAUUAAGUAAAGAAAUGGGCUACAGAAAAGCCGCUUCUGAAUACGGAGUGCCUCAGACUACUUUGGAGCGAUAUGUUAAGAAAAUGAAGGAAGAUGGUGAAGUUACAAUUGGUGUACCUUUGGGCCCUAAAAAACCUAUUUUUACAACAAAAGAAGAAGACGAGAUUGUGGCAUAUCUAAAACAUAUGGAAGAACGUCUUUUUGGGCUGACAACUCUCGAUCUGAGACGUCUAGCAUAUCAACUGGCUGUGAGAAAUGGUAAGGCGCACAAUUUUAAUACUGACAAGCAGAUGGCAGGGGUUGAUUGGCUCAAAGGUUUCUUAAGGCGUCAUCCAGAUUUAUCCAUUCGUAAGCCCGAAGCUACUUCAGCAGCUAGAGCAAUGGGGUUUAAUAAAGUGGCCGUUAGUAAAUUCUACCAGUUGCUCGGAGAGAUUUAUGACAAGCAUAAAUUAACUCCUGACAAAAUAUAUAAUUGUGACGAAACUGGUAUCUCCGUUGUAUCUAAAACCAAGAGCAAAAUAUUGGCCAUGAAAGGACGAAAACAAGUAGGCUCGUUAUCAUCUGCAGAUCGCGGCCAGACUAUUACAGUAGAAAUAUGUUUUAACGCUGCUGGAACCUACAUGCCUCCACUGAUGAUUUUUCCGAGACAACGAAUGAAACCAGAAUUGUUAGAUCACGCCCCACCAGGUACUGAAGGUGUUUGCAAUGCUCGAGGCUGGAUAACUACCGAAAUAUUUUUGACUUGGUUCAAAAAGUUUAUCAGAUUCUCCGGAGCUACUCCUACUAAUCAUGUGUUGCUGCUUCUAGAUGGGCAUGUAAGUCACACUCAAAAUUUGGAAGUAAUUGAUCUGGCACGUAAAAUGGAGUUAUUAUACUUUGCUUUCCACCUCACUGCACACAUAAAAUGCAGCCAGCAGAUGUUGCAUUUAUGAGGCCACUCAGUACAU
Helicoverpa armigera (cotton bollworm) is the source of this 1254-nucleotide messenger RNA. RefSeq lists its product as uncharacterized. The transcript has 2 exons. Bases 232 to 1239 code for a protein of 335 amino acids. Gene Ontology annotation, cellular component: nucleus. Gene Ontology annotation, molecular function: DNA binding. The record is from RefSeq and is a predicted model, not a curated record. NCBI's taxonomy places the organism in Eukaryota, Metazoa, Arthropoda, Insecta, Lepidoptera, Noctuidae.